CCUUGAGGUCCCUUCCAACCCUGGCCAUUCUAUGAUUCUAUUUCUCACGUAAUUGCACUGCAGCAGGGCCAUGGGCUCAGCCUUUGUGUGGGGGGUUCCCAACACUUCCCCUGCUGCCUGCCCACAUCUCGCUGCCCUCACUUCGCUCUGAGAUUUCCAUGUCUGUGAGCGGGCAGCUCAUUUUAACACAUUGCCUCAUGUUUCCCCACCUGCAAAAUGCCACAUCCGUGGGGCAGGCGUGGGUGCAAAGCCACAUGCUGAGCAUGGGGCCGCAUUGAUGCGUGCGUGGGGAGAGUGGGCUGAGCAAGGCUCAGCUCCAUCUGUGACCCCAUCCUGGGGCUGCCCUAUGUACCAAGGGCCAGCAGGUUGGCUGGGAGCUGUGGGUUUGCCCAUAGAUGGUGCCAUCACGUCCCCAGUGCUGAGCAGCUCGGGGCAGGGCUGUGUCCAUGCAUUCAUGCUGCCCGGCUCCGAGGUGCCGCCGUGCGUCAUGCAGCAGCUUGUGCUGGGGAUUUGGCUGGGUUAUCCCUGUAAUUCGCUGGCUGUGGGAAUGCUGGAGCUGGGGGGAGGGCUGGGAGUGAGCAUGCUGCAGGUGGGGGCCCUGUGGGUGCAGCCUGUGUGCCAGCAGGGAGCUGUGAAUGAAUGGCAAAGCAUCCCUGGAGAGGGAGGGAUGGGUAAGUGAAUGCUGGGACCACACCAGCUUGAGGAGGAGAAAGGCAACGGCUCUUGGCACCCAAGCAGCUGCAGAGUGUGCUCCUGGCACGCUGCUGUGGUGUGCAGGAGGGGUGCUGGGCCAGGGAAGGGCUUGGCAGCUCACAGCAGGGAGUGGGGCUGGGGUGGGGGCACAGCAUCGUGUGGUGUUGUUGUGUUUGGGUGCUGUGUGCUCUGCUCGUGCUGCGUUGGAUGGGACGUGUGGGACAGGGUGGACCGCUCCCAGCUGGGCUUUCCUGUGGGGAAUGCAGGUCUUGCAUUGGGGAGGAGUGUGAUAAACCUUCCUGGGUGGAAUUUGGGACAGAUGAUGAGGCUGCAGAACCGGCUGAUGCUUUGGAGGAGGGGUGGGUGUGCGUGCAGUGGUGGGACAGUGAUACAAGCCUGGGGUCAAGCAGCUGUGUGUGCAGAUAAGCAUUCUGCUCCAGGAGAUACAAGCCUGGGGUCAAGCAGCUUUCCUCGCUGUUUGGCCAUGGUGAGGGCUGCACUGAACGCCCACCGUCAUCUCACGCAUGGGGUGAGUGGAAUUUCUGCGCAGGGCUGAGCAUCACCUCCUGCUGCCGCAUCCCAUGGUGAUGCUCUGAGCUCAGGAGAAAUCCCCAGCAAACACAGGGACCCCACCAGGACGUUUCUCCCAGGAGCAGAGCGCUGAGGGAGUUUGUAGGUCUCACACAAAGAGUUUUGCAUAUGGGGAAGUGAGAGCGAACUGGGGGACAGCCCGUGGUAUUGCCUGCCCUGCAGACCAUACCCUGCACAGGGGGGGACCCAGAGCCCAACCAGGAAUUGAGGAAGCUCUGAAGAACUGUGCGGCUUGAGCCAGGUUAAUGAAGCCCAGCAGCUUGGGGAAUCUGUGCUGCACGUUGGGGUGCGUGUACAGGGAGGACGUGGGGCUGCGGAUGGGCUCACAAAGAGCAGAGCCCUUUUGCAACGGGGUGAGGGGUGUUUGGGUUUCAACUCCUUGGGCAGAGAGGGACGUGCUGGGAAUGAAUGUGCACGUGCCUUGGGAAGUGGGCUGGGAAGAUCCCCAUCCAGCUAUUGUGGGCGAGUCCUUCCCUUUCCGUGCAGCUAGUGGCUCAGGAAACCUGGAGAAACACGGCUCCUGGAAGCAUUGCUGUGGGGAGGAGGUGGUCCUGAUGAGGGGUCUGUGCCUUUGUAGGGUUGUGCCACGGGGAGGUGCCCCAAUGCACAGCAACGCUGCCCAUCUGCCCUCACCUCCUUACCCGAUGCCCGAACUGUGUGCAGAUGGGAGGGGGGGGGAGGAAAGCCUGGCUCGGCGUUAUCACAGCCAGCAGCACACUCCGUGGGUUGGUGCCUCUAUCUCGGCCGCGUGGUUUUGCUUCCUUCCAGGGUGUGCCGAGUGCCUGAAACUCAUCCGGGAUGAACAAACCACGCGGCUGUUGCCCAACGUCCUGCUUGCUGUGGGAAUAGGCAGAAGGAAAGUGAGGAGAGUUUCCCAAUUGCGCACCCAGGGAACUGUCAGGCUCCUGCCCGGCCCGGCUGCUCUCGCACCAGUCCCACCAGGCAGAGCAAGAGAACCUCAGCCAUGCCCUGGGGCUCCCAUGCGUGAAGGACAGAGGAGAAGGAAGAAGGAGCCCAUUGAGACUCACUGCGUGGGAUCCCUGCCACUCUUAUGAGCCUGCCACCCACUCAAGAUGGCAUCCAGCAACAAGAAUGGGAGCAGCCGCUCCAGCAGCAGCCGUCUGCAGAGCAAGAAGCCCCCCAACCUCUCCAUCGUGAUCCCCCCGCCCCGGGAGGCGGAGGAGGACGGCAAGGACGGCACCCACAAGGAGGUGAGCUCUGGGAGGCACCUCUCCGUCCCACGUGGGGUUUGGUGUACCCAUUGUUACCCUCUGUGCUCUGUAACCCUGUGCUCUGCCUCCCAGCCCUCCAAGGUGCCCAUCUAUCGGAAGAGCAAGAGCCUGCAGGAGCCACGCUCGAAGGGAUGUGAGAGCUCAGAGCGGCGGCCCGGCUUCCGCCGACAGACAUCUCUGUCCCAGAGCAUCCGCAAGGGCACGGCGGAAUGGUUCGGCGUCAGCGGCGACUGGGAGGGGAAGCGGCAGCACUGGCAGCGCCGAAGCUUGCAGCACUGCAGCAUGAGAUACGGCAAACUGAAGGCUGCCUACCGCGACAUGGAGCUGCCCAGCCAGGAGGUGCCCUCCUUCCAAGGCACCGAGUCACCCAAACCGGCCAAGAUGCCCAAGAUCGUGGACCCUCUGGCCAGGGGCCGUCCCUUCCGCCACCCCGAUGACACCGACCGUCCCCACACGCCCCACCACGUCCUGCCCCCUCACACCCCCGGCGUCGCAUCGCUGGCGUCCCUGGGCAGUGCCCGCUCCGGCUACAGCCGCCUGCCACGCCGCAAGAGGCUCUCUGUGGCACACAUGAGCUUCAGGGCGGCCGCCGCGCUGCUCCGUGGCCGCUCUGUCUUGGAGCCUCUGGCUGAGAAGCAGAGGAGCACCAAGAGGAGCUUCAUGUACCCCAGCUUCAUGGAUGAGGACGUGGUGGAUACCGCUGACACACUGGACUCCUCCUUCUUCAGUAAGAUGGACACGCACAACGAGACCUAUUCCAUGCCAGAUGACGUCUUUGAGUCACCACCACUCUCAGCCACGUAUUUACGCAUGCACUCAGUGGGGGAGGAUGUCAGGGCAUCCCCAGAGGUGGAGCAGACCGCACUACGUGAGGGUGCCCGUCUCGCUGCUGCCUCAGUUGGCCCGGCCCCCCAGAGGGGCAGACGCAUCGCUUCCAAAGUGAAGCACUUCGCCUUCGACCGCAAGAAACGCUACUAUGGACUGGGGGUGGUGGGGCAGUGUCUGAACAGGACGUACCGCCGCAGCCUCAGCAGCAUCGUGCAGUCACAGCUGGAGAUCACCGACAGCCACCGGCCAUAUUUCACCUACUGGAUCACUUUUGUCCACAUCCUCAUCACCUUGCUGGUCAUUGGCACGUAUGGCAUCGCUCCCAUUGGCUUCACCCAGCACGUGACGACAGAGUUAGUGCUAAGAAACAAAGGCGUGUAUGAAAGUGUCAAGUACAUCCAGCAGGAGAACUUCUGGAUCGGGCCCAGCUCGAUCGAUCUGAUCCAUCUGGGAGCCAAAUUCUCACCCUGCAUCCGGAAGGACCGCCAGGUGGAGCGGCUCAUCCAGCGCGAACGGGACCGGGAGCGGAACUCUGGCUGCUGCGUCCAGAAUGACAAAUCAGGCUGCAUCCAAACACUGCCACAGGACUGCUCGGAAACGCUGGCGACGUUCAUCAAGUGGCCCAACAACAACACGCCGACCAUGGGCUCCGGUGAGAAGCGCACGUCGGGGGCUGUGUGUCACCAGGACCCCAGGACGUGUGAAGAGCCGGCUUCAAAUCCCCCCCAUGUAUGGCCAGAUGACAUCACCAGGUGGCCGAUCUGCACCUACGAGACCAAAACCAACCACACAGGCCUCCCUCACAUGGACUGCCAGAUCAAGGGCAGGCCGUGCUGCAUCGGCACCAAGGGCAGCUGUGAGAUCACAACACGGGAGUACUGCGAGUUCAUGCAUGGCUACUUCCACGAGGAGGCAACGCUCUGCUCACAGGUGCAUUGCCUGGAUGAAGUCUGUGGCCUCCUGCCUUUCCUCAACCCGGAGGUCCCUGACCAGAUCUACCGCCUGUGGCUGUCCCUGUUCCUGCAUGCAGGCAUCAUCCACUGCCUGGUGUCGGUGACCUUCCAGAUGACGGUGCUGCGGGAUCUGGAGAAGCUGGCGGGCUGGCUCCGCAUCUCCAUCAUCUUCAUCCUCAGUGGCAUCACGGGCAAUCUGGCCAGUGCCAUCUUCCUGCCAUACCGGGCGGAGGUGGGCCCUGCUGGGUCUCAGUUCGGUUUGCUGGCUUGCCUCUUCGUGGAGCUCUUCCAGAGCUGGCAAGCGCUGGAGAAGCCAUGGAAAGCCUUGCUCAACCUCUCCGGCAUCGUCCUCUUCCUCUUUGUCUGCGGCCUCCUCCCCUGGAUUGACAACAUUGCUCACCUCUUCGGCUUCCUCAGCGGCCUGCUGCUCUCCUUUGCCUUCCUGCCCUACAUCACCUUCGGCACGAUGGACAAGUACCGCAAGCGGGCCAUGAUCAUCGUGUCCCUGCUGGUCUUCCUGGGCCUCUUCACCUCGCUCUUCAUCUGGCUCUAUGUCUACCCCAUCAACUGGCGCUGGAUCGAGUACCUCACCUGCCUGCCCUUCACCAGCAAGUUCUGUGAGAAGUACGAGCUGGAGCAGGUCCUGCACUGACCCACGGAGGGGCUGCGGAGCUGGGACCGGCCUGCUCAGGGCCUCCAGGCCCCGCUAACCCCAGGACAGCUUGUGGGGUGAGGCAGCAACCGGGCCCAACGGUGCCAAUCCUACUGUGAACACAACGCCCCUUUUUGCAGGGGCGCUUUUGUACCCAUGGCUCUUGGCCGUGUCCAUCACCUCGGGGCUGCCUGGGGCUUAUGGGGCUCUGUGGCCACGCUCUGGUUCAUCCCUUUCUCCAACCUGUCCCAGUGGGAUGGGCUCCUCCAGCACUUCUCAGCCCUGGGAUUUUUAAUUUUGGGAGGCUGGAGGUGUUUUCCUGAAAGGGCUGUGGGGGGACCCUGGUGGUUUCCACAGUGGAGGGCUCUGGAGGUUUUUUUGUUUUGUUUUGUUUUGUUUUCAGCUCUGACACUCUCAGAGCUGAGGAUUGAAGAUAUUUUUCAGCCCCCUGUUUGCUCCCCAGGGGCUCAGGAGCAAAGCUAUGCUCCUCAUGGUGGGCUCCUCACUGGGUGGGAUGGGGGUGCUGCUUUUUCCCCUCAGUGAGGCUCACCCUGAAAGUGGAGCACUGUGCUGGUAUGUAAGCAUAGAAGAAAGCACUCCAGUGGUUUUGUUCAGCUCCUUCUGGAUCCCCAGCGUGAGGGAGGGCUUGGCUCCUCAGGACCCACUCCUGCUGCUGCUCUGGACCCACGCUGUCACCUCUUGUCCUUCAUGGUGUAACCAGGUGGCUCAUCCAGUGCUGUGUGUGACAGUGCUGUUAACAGGAGCAGCACAAGUACCCCAUCAAAACAAUCCAGGUGCUGGGGUCUCAGCCCCAUGUCUGCCCCCCCUGCUCUGCCGCAGGCCGGCUGCAGCCCCAUUCCUUGCUUCUCCAGUGCUGCUCCAGCCAAAGAUUGGCACCUCACCUCAGUUGUCUCUUUUUGAUACUUUUUUUUUAUU
Meleagris gallopavo (turkey) is the source of this 5885-nucleotide messenger RNA. Lineage: Eukaryota; Metazoa; Chordata; Aves; Galliformes; Phasianidae. The record is from RefSeq and is a predicted model, not a curated record.